Messenger RNA from Suillus discolor, 691 nucleotides. RefSeq names its product 50S ribosomal protein L30e-like protein. Gene Ontology annotation, biological process: translation. Gene Ontology annotation, cellular component: cytosolic small ribosomal subunit; ribosome. The transcript has 4 exons. NCBI's taxonomy places the organism in Eukaryota, Fungi, Basidiomycota, Agaricomycetes, Boletales, Suillaceae. The record is from RefSeq and is a predicted model, not a curated record. The coding region runs from base 64 to 507 and encodes 147 amino acids. Gene Ontology annotation, molecular function: structural constituent of ribosome.
UUUUUCCUCACAUCAACGAGAGCGGACGAAGACAUCGCAAAUUCUGUAAACUAAUCCCAAAAGAUGUCUGACGCUGGAGAUGAAAUUCAAGUCGACGCCCAGGCCGCUGAGGUCGAGGUCACUACUGAGGCUCCAAAGGGAAAAAUGUCCGUGGAGGACGCUCUUCAGCAAGUCCUGAAGAACGCCCUUGUUCGUGACGGUCUCGCUCGUGGUCUCCGCGAGUGCGCCAAGGCAUUGGACAAGCGCCAGGCCCACCUCUGUGUGCUUGUGGAGACCUGUACAGAGGCCGAGUACAUCAAACUUAUCGAAGCACUCUGUGCAGAGCACAAAAUCAACCUGAUCAAGGUCGGAGACGGCAAGAUUCUGGGCACAUGGGCAGGUCUUUGCAAGAUUGACAAGGAAGGCAACCCCCGCAAGAUCGUGGGCUGCUCUUGCGUCGUUGUCAAAGACUAUGGUGUAGAGAGCGAGGGUCUCAAUGUACUCCUUGAAUACUUCAAGAACCGGUAGGAUUCUUUCGUGCCCUUGUACAUCAUUCUCGUACAUCUGCGAAUAAAUGAUCUCCUUUGUACCUUGCGUGUUUGAUGGCUAAGUAUCAUUCAACUUCUGUGACUGGCUGUCACCGGUCACAUUUGCCAGCACGGGGGGGCCUAAGAUUUCACACAUGCUACAUCGACUAGUUUAAGUUUGACCA